Messenger RNA from Penicillium macrosclerotiorum, 1458 nucleotides. RefSeq names its product RUS1 family protein. Lineage: Eukaryota; Fungi; Ascomycota; Eurotiomycetes; Eurotiales; Aspergillaceae. Bases 1 to 1458 code for a protein of 485 amino acids. The record is from RefSeq and is a predicted model, not a curated record. The transcript has 7 exons.
AUGACUGCAAAGGCCGAGAAUCGCUUGACCUUUCAGGAAAUAGACAAUGCAGGUCAUCCUGCUGUGACCUAUGUCUAUUCCGAACAAGAUGCGUACUCCAAGCAAACGGUGGGCAGGGUGGAUAUUCUGAACCCUCCGUCCAGCGCCUUGUCAUGGUCAACCAAGCCCCUCAUCAAUUAUCUCAGCGAUGUAUUCCUACCUACUGGCUAUCCACAAAGUGUGAGCGAUGACUAUUUGCCAUACCAAUUAUUUGACUCAUUACAAGCUUUCUGCAGUUCGAUAGCAGGCUUACUCUCUUCACGUGCUGUUCUUCAAGGCGUCGGUGUGGGUAAUGCUGAUGCAUCUCCAACCUCGGCUCUGCUUCUGCACAUCUUACAAGACUCAUCUGGUCGAGUAGCGACAAUUCUCUUCGCUCAUCGCGUCGGCACCGCCCUCGAGCCAGAGUGCAAGACUUACCGGCUCGCGGCAGACGUGUUCAACGACUUCGCCAUGAUCCUCGACUGUUUAUCGCCCAUGGUUCCAGCGGGCAUGAUGCGCGUAUCAGUCCUCAGCACAGCAGGCGUCCUCCGAGCUCUCUGUGGCGUCGCAGGCGGCAGCUCGAAAGCAAGUCUGAGCGCGCAUUUUGCAAAAUGGGGGAACCUGGCAGAGCUCAAUGCUAAAGAUUCAUCGCAAGAAACGGUCAUAUCGCUUCUGGGUAUGCUGGCCGGAUCAGUCGUCGUAUCCCACGUCACCAGCUUCACCACAACCUGGCUAGCGCUCCUCAUUCUCCUAUCAAGCCAUCUCGCCCUCAACUAUGCCGCCGUUCGCGCGGUUCAAAUGACCAGUCUAAACCGCCAACGAGCCAAUCUGGUCCUCUCCACCCUCCUCGCCACCGAUCCAGCCAUUAAGCCCCAAACCCUUGCUCUCCCCUCAUCCCCAGCCCCAACCUCAACCCACACCCCACAACCCCCAUGGAAAGUUCUCAGCCCAGCCGAAACCGCUCAAUAUGAACACAUCUUCCCCCGCGCCGACGCCCUGCACUGGAGCUACCCCGGCACCACCCACCAGCACCUCGGUACAGCCUCAAUCGGGGCCACGCUCGCCACAUUCAUCCAGCACGCGCGUGCAGCGCAAACUCCCCUCCCCGCACUCCACUCUCUGUUCGCUUCUGAAGCGCACCUCCUCGUACUGUCAUGGCAGCGCGACCGGUGGCACGCUACUAUCCUGUUGAAGAAAGGAUGCAGCGUGCGUGGGCAACUGAAGGGCUGGACGCACGCGCUGCUUGCGGCGCGGGUACUGGGGGAGUUACGUGGAGAGACUCUGGAUGGGGAUGCGAUGGUGGGAGUUCUUAGGCGCACGCUGGAGGUGCUUAAUGCAGGGGCUUGGUUUGAGAGGGCGGUUGUUGCGCUGGAGGAGAAUGGGUGGGCGGUUGAUAUUGCAGCGUUGGAGACGGGAAGGGGGGUGAGAGUUCUGUGUUAG